This is a messenger RNA of Microthlaspi erraticum, 870 nucleotides long. The record is from the annotation of a GenBank genome assembly. NCBI's taxonomy places the organism in Eukaryota, Viridiplantae, Streptophyta, Magnoliopsida, Brassicales, Brassicaceae.
AUGGGUGAAUCUGCUGUUCUGGUUCAUUCGUAUUCGUUCGCAGCUCCUAUUACCCGUAACGAUUCUCAUGAGGAUAACGCGAUCCAUGCGCUUAGCCAAUCGAUAUCAUUUGGGAAGUUCAUGACAGAGAAUCUGGAAUGGGGGAAAUGGUCAAGCUUUUCACACAAGAAGUACGUUGAGGAAGCAGAGAAGUACUCUCGUCCUGGAUCCGUUGCGCAGAAGAAAGCUUUCUUCGAAGCUCACUACAAGAGAAUAGCCGAAGCCAAGAAAGCCGCAACGCAAGAACAGCCGACCGUGACGCCUGCCGAAGUCUUGCUUCACGCUUUGGAAACUCAGCCUCCUCUGAAUAUUGUACAAGACGAAGAAACCGGAAGGAAAAGUAUUCGGCUUGAUGAUGCUGUCCUUGUUUCGGAUAACAAACCCCUUGUUGUGGAUGAUGAUGUAUCAUUGGUUGAUGAAUUGGAAGAAAAAGAGGAUUCACAGAAGGAAAAUGGUUUGAUUGGUGUUGAUGAUGACAAGGAGGAGGAGAAGCAAGAAGAGGAAGAGGAAUUGCCUGUUGGUGAAAAGGAGGAGAAAAAGAGGAGAUCGAUAACCAAGAACAAACCGGUGUUUAGAUUGUCUCUUGAGAAAACAAUCCCUCCAAAACCUGUAGAGGAGAUUGCUUUGCCUGAGAAAAGAAGCGAAAGACCAAUGACUCAGAGUUUAGAGAAGAAUGAAGCUAAACCGGUUCACCGCCAGAGAUUUAGUUUCUUGAGCUGUUUCAAGGGUAAUUCUAAAACUCAAGAUCAGAGUCAGAGCAGGAAAAAGAGAAAGACCGAGAAGAAGCAGUUUUUGUGUUCUUGUUUGAAGCCAAAGACUGUAAGAGAAUGA